GACCUGAGUGUGCAGCUCUGAGCCCAACCUUGGGCUCUGAAAGCCCACCCUGUGCUCGCCCUUCCCCCAUCCCACCUCCUGUCAGCAUCGCUGCACCAGGCUGCUUCCAGGACUCCGGGGCAGGAGAGGGAGGACUGAGGAGCACAGAACAUGAACAUCCCCCAGGCCCUCCCAGCCAGGACUAAGAACGCCAGUGGAGAAGACAAGGGCCGUGCCUCAGACCAGCUCGGGGGAGUAGCGAUGGCCGGUAGUGUCCAGCAGCAGCUGGCCCGGAAGUUGGAGUUAAUGAUGAAGGACAAGCUGAAGGAGUCCCAGCUGUUGCUAGAGUUCCAGCAGUUGCUGCCUGACCAGUAUCUCCGCAAGGACUCUCCUUGUGUGACCACAACUCAACCAGAGAAUUCAGAUAGCAUGGAGGUGGCCUCACUCCUGGUGGCUAAAUACGGGGAGCAGCAGGCCUGGGACCUGGCCCUGCGGACCUGGGAGCUGAUGGGACUGAGUGUGCUGUGUGCCCAAGCCUGCAAAGAGGCGGCCUUGGAGUCAGGAAUCACAGAAAAAUACCAUGAGGGAAGGAAAGAAAUGCCCCUCCAUACAAUGUCACAGAAAAAUGAGGAUUUCCAACAGGAAUUCACACAGCUGCUACUUCUACACAGAUCUCAACCCAGAGGCUAUAAUUUUCCACUCUGGAAAAGGAAACACAGCGUGAUAGAGAAUCAAAAUCUUUUGAUGGAGGUCAGAGACUUAUUUGGCCCUGGCCCGGGUACCCAGAGAGAGCCUCCCACAGUCGUACUGCAUGGGGUGGCUGGAAUCGGGAAGUCAACCCUGGCCAGACAGGUGAGGAGAGCCUGGGAGGAAGGCCGGCUGUACAGGGACCGCUUCCAGCAUGUCUUCUACUUCAACUGCAGAGAGCUGGCCCAGUCCAGGACAAUGAGUCUCAAUGAGGUCACCAAAAAAGACUGGGCUGUCGAUGUGGCUCCCAUUGGACAGAUCCUGUCUCAGCAGAAGAAGCUGCUCUUCAUUCUUGAUAACUUGGAUGAACCAGAAUGGGACUUGGAGGAGCACAGUUUUCAGCUCGAUCCGCACUGGGGCCCUCAGCAGCCGGUGCACGCACUGCUGGGCAGCUUGCUGAAGAAAACCUUACUUCCCGAGGCUUCCCUGCUCAUCACAGCUCGGAUCACAGCUCUGGGGAAGCUCAUUCCUUAUUUAAAGCAGCCACGCUGGGUGGAGGUCCUCGGAUUCUCUGAGUCAGCCAGGAGGGAGUAUUUCCAUCAAUACUUCACAGAUCAUAGCAAAGCAAUCAGAGCCUUUAACUUGGUUGAAUCAAACCCGGCUCUCUUGACCAUGUGUGUGGUGCCCUGGGUGACCUGGCUGGUCUGCACUUGCCUGAAGCAGCAGAUGGAUCAGGGGCAAAAACUCUCACUGACCUGCCGGACAACCACAGCCCUCUGUCUGCACUACUCUUCCCACGUUCUCCAAGCUCAGUCCCUCGGGACUAAGCUGUGGGAUAUCUGCUCUCUGGCUGCUAAGGGCAUCGGGCAAGGAAAGACCCUGUUCAGUCCGGAGGACCUGAGAGAACACGGGUUAGAUGAGGACAUCAUCUCCGCUCUCUUGAAGAUGGGUGUUCUUCAGGAACACCCCACCUCUCUGAGCUACAGCUUCAUUCACCUCUGUUUCCAGGAGUUCUUUGCAGCAAUGUCUUGUGUUUUAGAGGGUAAGAAGUUAAUGAGCAUCAAAAGUAUGAAAGAGUUGAUAGGAGAACGUGGGGUGGUUAGUGUGUUUGGGAAACCAACCACGUGUUUCCUAUUUGGCCUUCUGAGUGAGCAGGGCAUGAGAGAGACAGAGAGCAUCUUCAAAUGCCAGCUCUCCCAGGACAGGUAUCACAAGCUGCUGCGAUUGGCCAAGAAGGAGGCCAACCUCACACAGCAGAAACUAGGACCAUAUUGUUGGCACUUGUUCCACUGUCUUUACGAGAUUCAGGAUGAAAAGUUUCUGACAGAAGUAAUGUCCAAUUUCUCUGGAACAAGUACAUGUGUCCAAACUGACAUGGAGCUCCUGGUGUUCACCUUCUGCAUUAAAUUCAGCCGGCUCGUGAAAUGGCUUCAACUGAACGAGGGUGGACCGCACCGACAAGCACAAAGAUCUUCAGGUGUUGUUCUGUCCAGCUUGCGCCCCUUUACAGAUGCGGGCUGGCAGAUUUUCUUCUCCCUUUUCAAAGUCCCUGGAAGCCUGAAGGAGCUGGACCUGAGUGGAAACUCCCUGAGCUGCUCUGCAGUACAGAGUCUCUGUGAGGCCCUGAAAUGUCCUCACUGCCACCUGGAGACCCUGAGGCUGAUCAGCUGUGGCCUCACAUCUGGCUGCUGCCAGGACCUGGCCUCCAUGCUCAGUCACAACCGAAGCCUGACAGAGCUGGACCUGCGGCAGAACGACCUGGGCGACCUCGGCGUGAAGCUGCUCUGUGAAGGGCUCAAGCAGCCCACCUGCCAACUCAGGGGCCUGCGGUUGGCUGACUGUGGCCUCACCGCAAAGGGCUUCCAGGACCUGGCCUUUGUUCUGAGCACCAACAGAAGCCUGACCCAGCUGGACCUGAGCUUCAACAAGCUCCUGGACAGCGGAGCCCAGCACCUUUCUCAGAAGCUGAGAGUGUCCACCUGCAAGCUGCAGCAACUGCUGCUGAUCAGCUGUGGCCUCACAUCUGGCUGCUGCCAGGACCUGGCCUCCAUGCUCAGUGACAGCCCCAACCUGACAGAGCUGGACCUGCGGCAGAACGACCUGGGCGACCUCGGUGUAAAGCUUCUCUGUAAAGGGCUCAAGCAGCCCACCUGCCAACUCAGGCGCCUGCGCCUGGACCAGACCCAGCUGAGUGAGAAGGUGCAAAAGAUGCUGCAGGAUCUGAAGCAGGAGAAGCCUCAGCUUGAAGUCGAUCUACAGACGUGGGCCAUAAGCAGGAUGCGUAGAGGUAGGAGGCAGAGACAGACCGAAGCAGGAGGAAGCCAAAAACCCAUGGGAGUCCUGGGCCUGACUCAACCCAAGAGUGGUCUGCCGCAUUACCAGGACACUGAGGCCACUUCCUCUGAGAUCUCAAGGAAAUUGUCUGGCUCUCUGUCUGGAGAGAAAAGAAAGAAUGUCCCUGAAGAGGCCCCAGGUAGAGGACGGAUGGAUGACAACACGUCCCGAUUCAAAUGGCGGAAACUAGAAUCAGUGACUGAAGAUGACUUCUUGGGCUCCAGAGGGCCUGUGGCUGCUGAGGUGGUUGACAAAGACAGGGGUCUGUACCGAGUUCGCUUCCCCGUGGCUGGCUCCUACCACUGGCCCAAAACGGGUCUCCACUUUAUGGUGCUGGGACCAGUGACCAUUGAGAUUGAAUUCCGUGCUUGGAAAGAGUUCCUGGACCAGAUCGUCCCACAGCACAGCUGGAUGGUGGCCGGGCCUCUGUUUGACAUCAAGGCCGAACCAGGAGCCGUGGCAGCUGUGUACCUCCCCCACUUCGUAGAUCUCCAACGAAAAAACAUGGACAAAUCCUGGUUCCAAGUGGCCCACAUGAAAGAGGAGGGGAUAGUCCUGGAGAAGCCAGCCAGGGUGGAGCCACACUACAUAGUCCUGGAGAACCCCAGCUUCUCCCCCAUGGGAGUUCUUCUGAGAAUUUUCCGGGCUGUCCUGCCCAUUCCCAUCAGCUCCAAUGUGUUGCUCUACCAUCACCUCCAUCAUGAGGGCGUCACCUUCCACCUCUACCUGAUUCCCAACGACUGCUCCAUUCGCAAGGCCAUAGAUGAAGAAGAAAAGGCAUUCCAGUUUGUGCGACUACACAAGCCGCCCCCAAUGACACCAUUCUACAUGGGCUCCCGAUACACUGUGUCUGGUUCACAGGAGAUGGAAAUUAUCCCACAGGAACUGGAGCUCUGCUAUCGGAGCCCCGGGGAAGCCCAGCUCUUCUCUGAGUUAUACACUGGCCGUCUGAGGUCACAGAUCAGGCUGUUCCUUAGACACAAAGAAAAAGGAACUCUGGUAUGGGAGACCUUCGUGACAUCAGGAGACCUCAGACCUCCACGCCUCACUGGUGCCCCAGAUGAGCUGCACUUUGUGGACCGGCAUCGGGAGCAGCUGGUGACUCGAGUAACAUCAGUAGACACAGUCCUAGACAAGCUAUUAGGACAGAUGCUAAGUGACGAGCAGUACCAGAAGGUGAGGGCUGAGCGCACCAAUCCAGCCAAGAUGAGGAUGCUGUUCAGCUUCAGCAACUCCUGGGACAAAACCUGCAAAGAUAAACUCUACCAAGCCCUGAGGGAGACCGAACCUUACCUAAUUAAGGAUAUCAGAGAGAGGGGGGCCAUGGGCGAGAACAGGCAGGGGUCUUCACCCGGUUGUGAGUCCUGA
Molecule: messenger RNA, 4368 nt
Organism: Pteronotus mesoamericanus
Lineage: Eukaryota; Metazoa; Chordata; Mammalia; Chiroptera; Mormoopidae
Gene: NLRP1
Product: NLR family pyrin domain containing 1
Exons: 15
Coding region: 151-4368 (1405 amino acids)
Biological process (GO): inflammatory response; regulation of apoptotic process; innate immune response
Cellular component (GO): canonical inflammasome complex
Molecular function (GO): protein binding
Source: RefSeq, a predicted model, not a curated record